AUGGCAGUGGAGAUACUGAUCCUGUUGGCUCUUGGGGCGAGCGCUCCACUUUGUGCAGGUUUCCCCGUGCCCACCCACGAGCCGCCCCCCCUGAGGAAGGCCCUGGCGGCCUCUGUGGCUAAAGUGAACGCCCAGGGGCUGAGUCCGUAUCUGUUUCGCGUGUACCGAAGCACCAUCAAAAGAGUCAGUGUCUUGGAUGAAGACAGUCUGAUCGUGGACAUAGAGUUCAGCGUUCGAGAGACAGCGUGCAGGAGAGACUCCGGGGAAGAUCCAGCCACCUGUGACUUCCAGAGGGGCUACCACGUGCCGGCGGCCCGGUGCAGGAGCUCCGUGCAGGUGUCUGCCCAGCAGGUGCAGGACGUCUGGGUUCGUUGCAGCUGGGCCUCCAGUUCCGAGUCUGACAGCAGCGAAGAGAGGACUUUCGGGCACACGUCGGGAUCCUCUAGAUGGAAAAGCAAUUAUCAGUUUGGUCUCCUUCCGGACAAAUCCAGAAGCGAAAGACUUUACGAACGGUCCCAGGAGAUCAUGAGAAGGAUCUGGGCUCCUGGAAAUAGAAGGUUCCGGAACCAGUGGCACCGAGUGAGAAUAAACGGCGAUUAUGAGUAACAGCCUGAGCAAAUGCACUGGAAGAAACAGAAG
Molecule: messenger RNA, 639 nt
Organism: Condylura cristata (star-nosed mole)
Lineage: Eukaryota; Metazoa; Chordata; Mammalia; Eulipotyphla; Talpidae
Gene: SPP2
Product: secreted phosphoprotein 2, 24kDa
Exons: 8
Coding region: 1-606 (201 amino acids)
Biological process (GO): bone remodeling
Cellular component (GO): extracellular region
Source: RefSeq, a predicted model, not a curated record